AUGUGGGCCAUUGUCGCAGCUCUAGGUCACUUCCUCAACAGUGAUUCCCACGAAGGAGCAUGGCUGGAGGUCGAAGAUCGUGCGCGAGUAGACAGCUUGUGCGGUCUCAUUGGGUGCGCCGUCUUGACAGCCUUGAACCACUUGGACAGGAUUGGUCAGCUGGCCUACGACUCUGCAUUUCAAGAUCUAGGAAUCGUCAUGGCACUCUACAUCCGGUUCUCAAAGGACGCAUCUACGACGGUGUUCAAGGAAAAUGGGCAAGAUAUCUAUUGGCAGGACAUGUUAUUGGCGUAUGCUUACAAAGCUGACAUUGAACUCCAACAUGAAGGUGUAAGCGGUCUUUCCGGCACAUUGGACCCACGGAACAGUGAUGUGGACCUCCUCGAAUCCAAUGUCACGGCAUCAAGAUGGAGCUGGUCUAAAGUCCUUGCGGAGUACCGCGAGACUCAUGGCGAUCAAGCCAGCGCCGGCGGAACGAUUGGAGGCAGUCGCUACAACAUCCUCAGCUGGAAUCGAGAACAGCGAGCGCAGUAUCAUUCCGAGAAAAGAGAUCCCAUGCAUCGAUUCAAGCCUAGAGAGAUGUCGGGAACGAAGCUCAUUGUGCCGGACUGCAUUCGUGAGCGUGAUGAAGCAGCUGAAAAAGAGCAUGCGAAAUUUUCGGAGGAGAGUUCACAGCUGUUUGCGAAGAUGGAAAAUCUAAAGGUUGGAGAUGAUUAA
Molecule: messenger RNA, 717 nt
Organism: Pseudocercospora fijiensis CIRAD86
Lineage: Eukaryota; Fungi; Ascomycota; Dothideomycetes; Mycosphaerellales; Mycosphaerellaceae
Exons: 2
Coding region: 1-717 (238 amino acids)
Source: RefSeq, a predicted model, not a curated record